Molecule: messenger RNA, 1063 nt
Organism: Blepharisma stoltei
Lineage: Eukaryota; Ciliophora; Heterotrichea; Heterotrichida; Blepharismidae
Source: the annotation of a GenBank genome assembly
AUGGAAUACCCAGGUGUGCAUCUUGAGGUCAAUGAUCCAAACUUCGAUAUAAAAGAAGCUCCUAUUCGUGACGACUCAUUAACUCCCACCCCUCCGUGAGUGAACAAAACCAUUAGAAAAAUCACUAUUUUUUGCCAAAAAACCCACACUCCGUGAGUGAACAAAAACUUUUUUAAUAGAGAAAUUUUUUUAUGGAAAAAAAUUUUGAUAUACAAAUGAUAAUAAGUAUAAUGAAAUCUAGAGCUAAUUUUGUUUAAUUUUGAACAAAUUGCUUUUUAAAGUAUAAAUUUUAUAAAUUAAAUUAAUAUUUGCCUUCUAAUUUUCUGCGAAUUAGAUUUUUUUUUAAUUUCGAAAAAAAAAUUUUUAUAAAAAUUAUAUAUAAAUAUUUUUUUUUUAAAAAAAAAUAAAUUAACCCCCCUCGUGAGUGAACAAAAUUUUUUUGUUCACUCACGGAGGGGGGGGAGUAAGUAUUUUCUAGGCAGAUUUUAUUAGAAAAGUAUAUGGCAUCAUGAGUGCGCAGCUCUUAUUCACCUCUUGUGAAUGAGAAAAUAUUAGAAAGUUUUUAAUUUAGUGCAAAACUCAUGAGCAAAGAAUUUUUUUUAAAAUACUUGUAUAUUAUAAUGAAAUCUCUAGCAAAUUACUCUUUAAAUAAACUGCAAAUUAGAUUCCCAAUAUUUUUUGAAUGAAAUUUGGAAACACCAAAAUUUUAAUAUAAUUUAUUCCAGAGUUUUCAGUAAAAAAACAAAUAAUUAAAAUUUGCUAGAAUGAAGAGGAGGUAGAGUCAGUAACUGCCAUAGUUAGUGCCAUUGUCAUGUCAAAUCCUAUUUAUUCCGAGUUUGUUCAAGAAAAUUAUGUCUUCGCUAUCUUAGCUGCAUUUUGCGCUAUAGCCUUAUAUAUUCUUCUGAAUGUUGCAAAAAUAUAUCUUGUGCAGUUCCUACAAAUUAUUUUGUUUUGCUCUUAUUUGUGAAAAUUAUUUAGACUUUAUGCGAAAGCUAUAUGGUGGCUACUUGCUGUUCUUUGUGUGACCCUUCUACAGUUAUUACAGCAGCAGUUAUGACUUUAA